Molecule: messenger RNA, 549 nt
Organism: Glarea lozoyensis ATCC 20868
Lineage: Eukaryota; Fungi; Ascomycota; Leotiomycetes; Helotiales; Helotiaceae
Product: Gated mechanosensitive channel
Exons: 4
Coding region: 1-549 (182 amino acids)
Biological process (GO): intracellular water homeostasis; monoatomic ion transport
Molecular function (GO): mechanosensitive monoatomic ion channel activity
Source: RefSeq, a predicted model, not a curated record
AUGCCAAUCCGUCUCGAAGACAGCACAGAGCUCCUCCACCAAGCCAGCGAUCAAUUUGUCGGCGGUGUCAAGGGAAUGUGGGAAGGAUUCACUGAUUUCGCGCUGCAAGACAACGUCUUGGAGGUCGCUGUCGGUUUGAUCAUAGCCGCCGCGUUUACCACAGUCGUGACUUCAUUCGUUUCGGAAAUCCUACUGCCACCUCUGAGUCUUUUGCCGUUUGUACAUCGUAAUUUAGAUGAGAAAUUUGCGGUGCUCAAGUCUGGACCUCAUUACAACAAGACUCAUGGGUACAAUACCCUUGAUCAGGCGACUGCUGAUGGCGCCGUAGUUAUGGCCUACGGGGCAUUUCUUAACAAACUCUUCACCUUCUUCGGUGUUGGUCUUGCCUUAUAUUUUGUCGCCGCUAUGUACGAUAGGUUCGGGGGCAGUGACCCAAUCAUCAAGCAUACAGUGAAGUGCAAGUAUUGCAGAAAGAGAAUUAGCUCCAAGGCUAUGCGAUGCGUUAACUGUACCAGCUGGCAGGAUGGAAGGGAGGAGAGAAUGCAUUGA